Messenger RNA from Oryza sativa Japonica Group (Japanese rice), 4527 nucleotides. RefSeq names its product probable fucosyltransferase 7. Gene Ontology annotation, biological process: cell wall biogenesis; xyloglucan biosynthetic process. The record is from RefSeq and is a predicted model, not a curated record. NCBI's taxonomy places the organism in Eukaryota, Viridiplantae, Streptophyta, Magnoliopsida, Poales, Poaceae. Gene Ontology annotation, cellular component: membrane; Golgi apparatus. Gene Ontology annotation, molecular function: galactoside 2-alpha-L-fucosyltransferase activity.
ACCAAAAGAAAUCAGGAAAAAACCAGAAAAAAAGAAAGAAAAAACCGAGAGAAAAUCGGAGAAAGGCGCCGCACGUGGCGCUCCUGCGCCGUUCUACCGCGGUCUCCCUCUCUGCGCGCGCCAUGUGGCUGCGCUACGCUUGAGGAGAGGCGUGCGACUAGCCACUUUUUAGCGGUUUCGCCAAUUCGAUCUAUCCCGAUACGCAAUUCGAAUGCAUAAACAAGACAUGUUGCUCCUAAUUUCCUAUACCAUACCUCGAGUUUAUAUAGGUUUUGCAAUAUAUGGAGGAAGAAUCGGAGUGACAAUACAGUGUGAACAGUGAACUACUUGCCUCUAAUUUUCUGAACUGGCGUACCCCUAAAUCGGCAGCUAUUCAUGUCCAAGAAGCGGACUUUGCCAUGAUCGAAGCUUUGACAUGUAGACUGACUUCUCAUUUUGAAUCUUUGAUUUACCGCCUUACAGGAACUUUACUUGGACGCAACUACGCUUCCAGCUGAUCGACACAAUACUACCGCCACCGCCACCGUCGGAUAUGUAAUCGAGCGGCUGAGACCCAGUAGGCAAGACCCGGUUUUGUGAGUUCGCUUAGCUUGCAGUCGAGUAAAAUGCCGUUUACUGUGCAUUACUCCAACCAGUAUUCUGAUACUUGACACACACCAAACGAGGUCAAAACUAAACAUUCUUUGAUAUAUAUGCAGGACGUGAAUUGAAGCAAGGGGCAUGCAGUUGUAUCCAUUCUAGCAGACACGGUCCAGCUGCAUGCUGUGAUGAGUCCUUCGAUCAGGAUGGCGCCGGCGCCAUCGUCGUCGCUGGCAACUGCCGGUCACGGCAAGACCAAGAGCGGGCGCUCGUCCUCAUCGGCCGUGCGGCCGGCGCUGCUGGCGAUCGCCGUGAGCGUGAUGGUUGUGCUUCUCAUGGCCGUCCUCUUCGGCGCACGGUGGACGCCCUCCGGCGGCCAUGGCGGCGGCGCAGACACCAGCUGGGUCUCGGCCGGAGCUCGCGUCGUCUUAAACGCCGUGUCCAGCCAACAAGGCGCCGAUCCCGUCGUGAAGGUGGCGCAGCCGCACGACCGGCUACUAGGCGGCCUCCUCUCGCCGGACUUCAACGACACCUCCUGCCUCAGCCGCUACCGCGCCUCGCUCUACCGCCGGCGAUCCCUCCACGUCCUCUCGUCGCACCUCGUCUCCGCCCUCCGCCGCUACGAGUCCCUCCACCGCCUCUGCGGCCCCGGCACGUCCGCCUACGAGCGCGCCGUCGCCCGCCUGCGGUCGCCGUCGUCGUCGAACACUACCUCCGACGCUCCCUCCGAGUGCAGGUACCUCGUGUGGACGCCUCACGCGGGGCUCGGCAACCGCAUGCUCUCGAUCACGUCCGCCUUCCUCUACGCGCUCCUCACCGGCCGCGUCCUCCUCUUCCACCGCUCCGGCGACGAUAUGAAGGACCUCUUCUGCGAGCCGUUCCCCGGCGCGACGUGGGUCCUCCCGGAGAAGGACUUCCCCAUCCGCGGCAUGGAGCGCUUCGGCAUACGCACCCGCGAGAGCCUCGGCAACGCGCUGGGCCGAGGCGAGGGCGGCCGUGACCCGCCGCCGCCGUGGAUGUACGUGCACCUGCGGCACGACUACACGCGCCCGGGCGCCAGCGACCGGCUCUUCUUCUGCGACGACGGGCAGGACGCGCUGCGGCGCGUCGGCUGGGUGGUGCUCCUCUCCGACAACUACUUCGUCCCGGGCCUCUUCCUGAUCCCGCGGUACGAGCGCGAGCUGUCGCGGAUGUUCCCGCGCCGCGACGCCGUGUUCCACCACCUCGGCCGCUACCUGUUCCACCCGAGCAACACGGUGUGGGGGAUGGUGAUGCGGUACCACGGCUCGUACCUGGCCAAGGCGGAGGAGCGCGUCGGCGUCCAGGUGCGCACCUUCUCCUGGGCGCCCAUCUCCACCGACGAGCUCUACGGCCAGAUCGUCUCGUGCGCGCAAGGCGAGAACAUCCUGCCCCGCGUGCGCGAGUCCAGCUCCGGCUCCGACAACGCCACCGCCAUCCCUGGCUCCGGGCGGCAGCAGCAGCAGCGGCCGGCGAGGCGCAAGGCGGUGCUCGUGGUGUCGCUGCACGGCGAGUACUACGAGAGGAUCAGGGACAUGUACUACGAGCACGGCGCGGCGGGCGGGGACGCGGUGAGCGUAUUCCAGCCGACGCACCUGGGCGGGCAGCGGUCGGAGGAGCGGAUGCACAACCAGAAGGCGCUCGCCGAGAUGAUGCUGCUCAGCUUCUCCGACGUGGCGCUCACGUCGGCCGCCUCGACGUUCGGGUACGUCAGCCACGGGCUGGCCGGGCUGAGGCCGUGGGUGCUCAUGGUCCCCGUCCGCAAGAAGGCGCCCAACCCGCCGUGCCGGCUAGCCGCCACCGUCGAGCCGUGCUUCCACACACCGCCGCACUACGACUGCCAGGCGAGGACCAAAGGUGACAACGGCAAGACGGUCCGGCACGUCCGGCACUGCGAGGACCUCAAGGAUGGUGUUCAAUUGGUGGACUGAGUUGCAUUCCAUUGUCCCUCCGCCUGUCCAUCUGCACUGUUCUUCACUUGUUUGUUGUUAAAGCAUUAAGAAAACAUUUACUGAAUUGUAAUCAAGUUUGUAUGAUAUGAUAUUUCUCAAGAUAAGAAACUUUGCACAUUAGCAAGACAAAACUAUAGUAAUUGAGAGAACAAUGUUACCAAGUGAAAAGGAAAACAUGGCAACUAUCGUAUGAAAAAGAGUAUGGAAACUUUAUGGAAAUGUAAUAAUGAAGCAAUUGAAUUAUUUUGAUCAAUGACCAAUGACAGCGAGAAUCUAUUAUAUCUUUAAAGUAAUAGAAAAAGGAGCCUCCACGUUUGCUUUCACGGGCUAGAAAUUCUCACAUUAAUCCAAAAAAAUAAAAAUAGAAAAAUAGAACUAGAUUAGGAUUAGGAUUAGUUAAAAACUGAAGAAAGGAAAAAAAAAGUGAACCGGACAAUCAGUCAAAACGAAAAUAAGAUUAAUCCAAAAAAAUAAGGAAAAAGAAAAAUAGAACUAGAUUUAGGAUUAGAAUUAGUUAAAAACUGAAAGGAAAAAACAAAAAAGUUAAUCGGGCAAUAAGUCAAAAUGAAAAUAAGGAAAACCGAGUCAUACAAUACAUUGGAAACUGACAAUGUUCCAGGAAUCCGCGUGCACACACCACUUUUAAAAAAAUUGAAAGACAAACCAAUCCUAGCUAUCAGCUAGCAAGCAUAUUAAGCUAUAGGCUACGUUGCUCCUUCCACGCGGAAGCUAUAGGCAAGCCAAAAUUUUGAUGACUUAAGCAACGGCUAUAGUUUUUAAACAAUUGAAAUUAGAAAUAUUAAAAUAAUAGUAGAUAUAAGAACACAAUACGAGAUUAUUUAAAAUUCAAAAUAAAAAAUAAAAUAAAAUCUGAAAUUAGAAAAAAAAUAAGGGUUCAUCUAGGAAUACAAUUUAUAAAUAAUAAAGACUAUCGAACAAAGAGACCAUCUAGAACACAUGAUGAUAUUAAUUAAAAUUUGGAAUGUCAAAUAAAAUGAUCCCGAAAAUAUAAAAUAAUUAUAAGGGUUCAAGUAUGAAUAUGACUUAUAAAUAAAAAAUAUUGGAAUGAAAAAUACGGAAUUUUCAAACAAAAAAAUCAUCUAGAACACAGAUGACAAAUGACAAUAAAGAUGGGAGAAACAACCGAUGUAUAAAGAAGUACAGUGGUGAUGGUUGAUGGGACAUCGAAAAACUAUUAACAAAACAUUUAAAAAAAUCUCAAUGACGAUUAAAAGAAGGGACAACGGACAUGCCGUUAGGCAACACGGUCAUGACGGUUGGCGGGACUUCUAUAAAAUAAAAAUAAAUCCCAGUAAUAAGCAUAUUCGAUUUUAAAAUCUCAAUGACGAUAAAGAAAAGAGGCAACGGGCGAGCCAUAAAGGAGUAUAAUGCCAAAUCCAUUGAUGGUUUGACGGGACUUCUAGAAAGUAAAAAAACAAAACCUAAACGAUAAUUAUGUUUGAUUUUUAAAAUCUCAAUGAUAACAAAAAGAGAUAAUGGACGAGCUGUAGAGGAGUAUAGUGACAGUGUUUGACGAGCCUUCUGAAAAUUACAAAAAUAAAACCCAACGAGACAAUAAACUCUAAAAACUACGAGGUCCAAUUUUUAAAGGUUCGGGACUUCUAAAAAGUAAAAAAAAACAAUGAUAAUCAUGUUUGAUUUUAAAAUCUCAAUGACAGGAAAGAGGGGAGGCAGCGGACGAGACUUAUAAUAGUACAGUGGCUAAGCCACUAACGGUUUGGUAGGAUUUAAAGUAAACGAAAUGAAUCCAAAUGAUAAUUAUGUUUGAUUUUUAAAAUCCCAAUGACAAUAAAGAGAGGAGACAGAGAAUAGGCCGUAGAGAAGCAUAGUGGCAGCAUUUGAUGGGACUUCUAAAAAUUAUAAAAAUGAAACCAACGAGAUAAUAAACACUAAAAACUAUAAUAUUCAAUUUUUAAAGGUUACAAGGAGAAUGAACAGAAACGGCAAUAGAUCGAGU